AUGUCCCGGAUCCCGGCUGGAGAUUUCCACUCCAACGCCGCCGCCCUUCGGGUGCCAACCAGCAGAGAGUCCGGGGCGGAGGGCUUCAAACUGCUCUUCCUCUCCUCUGUCGGCAGGAAGACGCAGCUCCUCUCCUUCUGCCAGAGAAAACCGGAGAAGCGAAACCGAGGAAGAGAUUUCCGCCUCCUUUUUCCCGGGGCUGCUUCAGCCGCGCCGCGAAACGCCGAGGAAACCGGCUGCGGGCAAAGCCUGCCCGGCCAGCGCCCUGCCCGCCACCUCGAAGAGACUGGGAAGGACAGAAACGCGAAUGGGCAGGAUCCGGACGGAGGGGAGAAGUCCCGCUUGGAGAAACAGCUCCUUUAG
Molecule: messenger RNA, 363 nt
Organism: Podarcis lilfordi (Lilford's wall lizard)
Lineage: Eukaryota; Metazoa; Chordata; Lepidosauria; Squamata; Lacertidae
Source: the annotation of a GenBank genome assembly